Messenger RNA from Dimorphilus gyrociliatus, 2831 nucleotides. The record is from the annotation of a GenBank genome assembly. Lineage: Eukaryota; Metazoa; Annelida; Polychaeta; Dinophilidae.
AAUGAAUAAAAAUGAAAAUAACAAUAAAAUUAAUAAACCAUAUAAAGAACAGGAUAUACUAGUUAUAAAUGUUCCAAAAGAUGGAGACGUUGAAACGAUAAAGUUAGCUAUUGGAAAGGCCAAUGAAAUAUACAAAGGCUUAGUUAAAAGUUCUUCUAAUUCUAAAUUGACAAAGAUUGUAGUAAAUGUUGAAGACGAAAAGAGUUCGACAAAAGUUGACUGUACGGAUAGAAAGUUGGAAACAACUGACUUUAGAGAUUCUUUAAGGAAUAGCUGCACUACUUUGGGUCCAGAUGUAUCAAAAGAUAAGAAAUCGGAGGAAUUAUUUGGGGUAAAAGAAGGAGAAAAUGAUGAAAAGUCUAUUAACAGUAUGCACUCUUCAGAAGAUCCCCUAAACUCUUCUAUACCUAUACAUUGUUGUUUGAUUAGUCAUAAUUUAACUAGUAACGAUAGCGAUGGCAUAAAAAGUUCAUCUAGUGAUGAUUGUAUUGCUAGAAAUGAAACAUUUGCUAAUGCUACAAUAGAUGAUCCUUUCAUUCAUUAUUUACAAUGUUAUACUGGGGAUAAAAUAUCUUCAAAAUCCUGCUCAAGUCUACCCAACAAGUUUAUGGGUAAGAUAGUAGAUAAACAGGAUUUAACACCUUCCCAACUUUCAAUUUUAUACAAGAUGAAACCUAAAAGGAAGCAUUCUGAUCAUUCUUUAAGUACCGAGAUAGAAUUUAUCGAGUACUCUUUUGAAUAUACACCUGUAGAGUCAAUGACACUAAAAUCAAACUCUAAAGACACUCUAUACAAUUAUAAUAACAAAACGUCUAUUGUUGAGUUCGUCAAUUCUAAAUCUUCGUCAAAAAUGACCGUCAACAAAACCACAGAUGAUAAAAUAGCCUCCCUCGUUCAAUCAUCUAAAUCUGAUAUAAAAUCAUCUUCGAAGCUUUUAGUUAAUGAUAAAUCUGAUCCAUUAGUUUUAAACACUCAUAUUGCUGUUCAAGAAAGUCAACCAUCGUCAAAAGAAAACUUGACAAUCACUAAUUACAUUUUUAAUGAGGUUGUAAGAGAGGCGAAAUAUUGCGUUGAAACUCCCAAGGAUGAAGAAAGUUCUCCUCCAAUUUUUGGCGAAAGGACAAUAAAACAACCAGAAUUGAAAGAUGAAGAUACACUAUCAAAUAUAUUUGAUAACUCUCAAAGAAUACCAAAUAUGCAAAUGAAUAAUCAUCACGUUUCAUUUAAUAAUUGUCUUCAAGCGACAAGCGAUACAGCUUUAAUUAAUAAAACGAACAAGAAUUUGAUUAGUUCUACGAGUUUAUCAAUUUCAAAGAUUAUAACAGAGAAUACAACUCCUACAAGUUCAGAUAUAAAAGUCAAUAAAAUAAUGGAAUUGGAAUUACGUAGUUAUGAGCAUUGGGUUCAAGAAGUCUUUCCGAAUUUAUCAUCUAUUGUUGGAGAUUUGCAUAAAGUUCAGCCAGAAUAUUGUAAAAAUUGGAAUAAUUGCCGUAUUAUUAUAAGGCAAUUGUUAUUCAAUAUCGCAUUUAUAUUUGCCGCAAACGAAGAGAUAAGUUUUCUUUUAGAUUUUGAAUUUUCUGCUAGGAAAGAUGAGACAACACCUCUUAGACGAGCAAUAUAUGGUCAAAUGAAAUCGAUAUUUCAUUCGAUAAAGAAGAGAAUAGCUGAAUUAGAAUUGGAGUUAUCUUCCGAUUUGAAAAGCACCAUCUUUUCCGUUAGAAGACCCGACUGCGUAAAUAAGAUGAAAAAAUGCUGCUAUUAUUUAAUAAAGUACGCACUAUUGAAAAAUCACCCUAGAGGUUAUGAAUUUAUGGUAAUAUUUGCAUCAAUAAACUUUUCACUUCUAUCAAAGUUACAAGAAACCGAUAGGAAAUAUCAACUACGUUUUAAUUUAAUUAAACUAUUUAGUGGACGUCAAUUUGAUGAAAAAGAUUUGGAUGUAGACUAUUCAGCAGCAUUUUCAGAUUGCCUUGAAGUAAAUGACUCGGAGUAUUUGUCAUUUUUAAAACGGAUACUGUACAAGGGUAGUAGCACAAAUAAUCGUGCGGCUGGUAGUUCUAAAGGUGACUCACCAACAGCCGAUUUAACUAUUGAAACUGAAACACAAUAUAAAUCAAGUAUUUACCUAUUUUUCUUUCAAUUACCUUCUGUUAUUGAAGGGUUAUUAUUCUAAGUAUUAUUCUACUUUUUCUCUAUCUUAGCAACAGAAAAUCAGGAUAAACAGGAUUCGGAAUUGGAAAGAAUACAAAAUUUUCAAACUCCAAAUGCUAAAGUUGAUUUUCUAUUAAGUAUGAAGCCUAGUAAACGUUCGAAAGACGUUAUCGACGACGCAGUUAACUUUUAUAAAGCGUGGGAACCAACAGAAUCUUCUCAAAGAAUUGUUAAACUACCAAUUAAAAGUCGUAAAUCAAAAAUUCCUGUACUUUUGUCCAAAUUAUCUAAAAUUAGAGACAAGAAAAUAUAUAACAGCACAAUUAAAAAUGAAUAUUCAUUAGAUUGUAAUCGAUCAAUUACAACAAAUCCAACGAAUUCACCAAUAAAACUAGAAAGAUCAGAUCAAAUAACACCACCCGAAACGGAGAGCUUAAAUUACGGAAAUAUUUUAAAUAAUAGUAUUAAUAGUAAAUCUGAUAAUUUAACAAAUUCCAAGACUAGAGAUGAGAAAUUAAACGAAAAAAUAGAAGAGUUUAUGAAUUUUAAAGUCCAAAAAAAGAUGAACUAAUCUAAGAGAAUCAAAACUUAAAAAAUCUUUGUUACUAUCCAUGAAUAUUUUCAUUUUUAAUCAUUUUAUCAAUAGUUAUAUUAUGGAAUAAAAAUUUUUUAUAAUAACG